CUCUGACCAAACAGUGAUUUCAAACCAGUCUUUGCAGUCGCGGACGCCUGUAGCAUCAAAUCCACCGAGUAAGACGAAAUUAAGCCAUGUCAGCAAAUUUGUUCUCCCGUCUGGAUCCGUUUGACUGUCAGAAGGGUGAUUUCGAUUACUACUUGGAGCAGUUUGAUAACUUCCUGAAUUUGAACUCGGUAAACGAUGAUGCCAAAAAGGUGCCUCUGUUCAUCUCCAGCAUCGGCCAGGACACGUACAAAAUAUUGAAGGAGAUCUGCGCUCCUUCGGACCCGAAAGAGAAAUCUUUCGACCAGAUGAAGACCAUGCUUUUGGAGUAUUUUGCUCGGCGAGAGUUCUAUCGGCGCAAUCAACGACCUGGCGAAUAUACCGGAGUCUACGUGAACGAACUUAAGCGAUUGUCUAUCAAGUGCAACUUUGGAGCUUUCACGCAUGACGCAUUGCGGGACAGAAUCGCGUGUGGAAAGCUUCCGGAUGAUAAGACUUCGAAUCCGACCACAGUUCCAACCACGUCAAAAGGGCAGUCCCAUCCUAAGCCGAGUGUUCCUCAGAUGGUUCAAGUGGCGGCGCAAAAACAAGCAAAAGUUAAAAAAGCAACUAUCGAAUCAAACUCCGCCGUGGUCAAUCCAGGAAACGUUCAGAAGCAACCGAAGGAACCAAAAGCGCAGACGAGUGGCGGUCAGCAGAAGCAGCUCAAGUGCAAAAUUUGUGGACACGAUCACAAGGAAGCGAAUUGCGCACACAAAGAUGCAACGUGCUUCAUGUGCCGCAAGAAGGGCCACAUUGCGUCGGUGUGCCGGGAAAAGGCCAACAAAAACCAACAACAGCAGCAGCCGGUCCAGGUUCACGUACACGUUCAACAAAAUACCGGUGUGAAGAACUGAUAUAAGGAUGAUUUCGAAGUUUUUGUUUGUGUCACAAGUUUUUUAAACAUUAGUAUGGUUAUUAGGGUUUACUGAGAUGGAAAUAAAAUUUAUAGAAGUA
Aedes aegypti (yellow fever mosquito) is the source of this 993-nucleotide messenger RNA. RefSeq lists its product as uncharacterized. NCBI's taxonomy places the organism in Eukaryota, Metazoa, Arthropoda, Insecta, Diptera, Culicidae. The transcript has a single exon. Gene Ontology annotation, molecular function: zinc ion binding; nucleic acid binding. The record is from RefSeq and is a predicted model, not a curated record. The coding region runs from base 87 to 893 and encodes 268 amino acids.